This is a messenger RNA of Sporothrix schenckii 1099-18, 1605 nucleotides long. RefSeq names its product isocitrate lyase. The record is from RefSeq and is a predicted model, not a curated record. The transcript has a single exon. Gene Ontology annotation, biological process: carboxylic acid metabolic process. NCBI's taxonomy places the organism in Eukaryota, Fungi, Ascomycota, Sordariomycetes, Ophiostomatales, Ophiostomataceae. Gene Ontology annotation, molecular function: isocitrate lyase activity. The coding region runs from base 1 to 1605 and encodes 534 amino acids.
AUGACCAUUCCCUCGACCGAAUCGCUCGAGGCCGAGCAGGCGUCAUUUGACGCCACCGUCCGCGACAUUGAGGCCUGGUGGGCGACGCCGCGCCAGCAGCAUGUGCAGCGGCCGUGGACAGCACGCACCGUCGCGGCCCUGCGCGGCUCGCAGACGCUGCCGUGCGUGUCGUCGCCGGCGGCCCUCAAGCUGUGGGCGCUCCUCAAGGACCACCACAAGAACAAGACGUCCGAGCUCACGUUUGGCGCCACGGACCCCGUGGGCGUCAGCCAGAUGGCCAAGUACAUGCGCACCGUGUACGUGUCGGGAGGCCUCUCGGGGUUUUCCGAGAACGCGUACCCGGGCAUGGACCACGCCGACUAUCCCUGGGACACGGUGCCCAAGGUGGUCGACAAGAUCUUCCGGUCGCAGGUGUGGCACGACCAGCGGCAGCGGCAGUACCGCAUGUCGCUCCCCGCGUCGGAACGCGCCGCCGCCGAGCACUGGGACUACCUGAUGCCGAUUGUGGCCGACGGCGACAUGGGCUUUGGGUCGCUGACGGUUGGCAUGAAGGCCGCCAAGGCGCUGGCCGAGCUGGGCGCGGCGGCCAUCCACAUCGACGACCUAGCGCUAGGCCUCAAGAAGUUCACCACGGGCCAGGGCCGGACGGUCGUGCCGACGUCCGAGUACAGGGACCGCGUCAAGGCCAUCCGGCUGCAGCUGGACGUGCUGGGCGCCGAGACGCUGAUUUUUGCCCGCUGCGACACGGACCACGCCGAGUUCAUCACGAGCGUGGCCGAUGCGCGGGAUCACGCGUACGUCCUCGGCGCGACGAACCCGGCCUUUCUCGACAAACAGUACACGCUGCAGCAGGCCAUCGCGGCGGCCGCCCAGGCAGGUCAGUCGGCGGCCGACGCGCGCGCGUCGUGGAUGCAGGAGGCCGGCCUGGCGACGUUUGACGAGGCCGUUGCGGCUGCCGCCACCGCUGCCGGCGUGCCAGCAGACAAGGUGGCCGCGUACACGGCACGCACGGGCUACGGCACCUCGCUCCAGCAGCGCCGCGCGGCCGCCCAGUCUGUGCUCGGCCUCGACGUGCCCUUUGACUGGGAGCUCCCCCGCUCGGCGCAGGGCCAGUACCUCUUCCGCCAGACCGUGCAGACCAUUGUCGAGCGGGCCCUCGUGGUGGCGCCCCUCUCGGACCUCUCCUGGGCGCGCAUGGACCAGCCCAACUACCACGACCUCAAGGCUUACCACGAGGCCGUCACCGCCGCCCUCGGCCCCGACCGCAUGUUUGCCUUUGCCUGGGGCGGCGAGUGGCCGUUUCCCGCCAGCGCCGGCUGGACCGACGAGCGCCGCAAAGAGGCGUCCCAGAUCCUGUCCGACUGGGGCGUCGUCUGGCAGGUCCAGCCAAUGUACAUGAUCCAGGGCGUCAACAUGGAGAUUGAGCGGGCGGCGGCGCUGUGGACGGACGGCGGCAUGGGCGCCUACUACGAGCAGAUCCAGACGCCGGCCGUCACGCGCACGCCCUACAAGGUCGACGGCUACGAGAAGAUGACCUGGUGCGGCGGGCACCUGAGCGACGCCUUUUUCUCUGCCGUUGCCGGCGAGGAGAUUGCCAAGAAGUGA